AGCGAUAGCGCACUCGUCAGGUAAACGAGCCAAUCAGGCACAAUCUGGCAACCCACCCUUUUCCGCUGCUCACAUAUUAGCCGUGUCCAUUGCGGCCACUCCGCCACUCAGAGGAGGCUGAGGCACACCGGAUCCUUCCAGCUGCACGGUUUUCUGUCUCUUUGAUUUCCACUGCCUUUCUUCAUUAAAGCGUCACUUCUCUCCGGGUUCCUUAACGCACUACACUGGGGAAACAUAGACAGUUGUCUAAAUAUUUUCGUUGACCCAGUCCAACAUUUGCCUGCAGUUCAGCGGAUGCAAAACCGGGCAUUUAAAUAGGUAACAGAUGAUGUCUCAGAAAAAGAUUUUCCUGAUUCUGGUGGCAGUUAGUACUGUCAGUUUGCUCUUGCAUCGAGGGGGUCACCUGAGCUGGACCAUGGAAGUGUUCCGACUGACCUGCCCAGCCGUGAACGCUCCUCAAACUGGCAAACACACCAACAUAGUCUUCCUCAAGACGCACAAGACAGCCAGCACCACUGUGCAGAACAUCUUCUUCCGCUUUGCUGAGCGCAACAACCUCACGGUGGCGUUGCCGGUUACCCCGUGUGACCACCAGUUCUGCUACCCGCGCAUGUUCAGCAGCCAUUUUGUCCACCCCAACACCAUGCCCCCGAACAUUGUGACCAGCCACUUGCGUUUCAGCCACUCAGAGUUGAGACGCAUUAUGCCCAAUAACACCAUCUACAUUACCAUCUUGCGUGAGCCUGGUGCCAUGUUUGAGUCCCUCUUCAGCUACUACAAUCAGUACUGUGAUAGUUUCAAGCGAGUGCCCAAUGGAUCUCUUCAAACUUUUCUGGACAAGCCCUGGUCUUACUAUCGUCCAGGAGAGAAAGAUUCAAUGUAUGCUAGGAAUACGCUGACCUUCGACCUGGGAGGAGAUAAGGAUCGACCGUCUGCAGAUGUGAUGAAGUACGCGAAGCGAUUUGCGGCCGAAGUAGAGCGUGUCUUCUCACUGGUCAUGAUCGCAGAGUAUUUUGACGAAUCGUUAAUCCUGCUGCGACAUCUGCUGUCAUGGGACCUAGAGGACGUGCUCUACUUCAAGCAAAACAUGCGCAUGCCUUCGUCUAGAAGCAACCUUUCUGAAGCACAACUGCACAAAAUCCGGGAAUGGAACGCCAUCGAUGCUGUGCUAUAUGACCACUUUAACACCUCACUUUGGAGGCAGCUGAAUGAACUGGGCCUAGCUUGUGUUGCUAGGGAAGUAAAGCUGCUGCGUCGUGCCCAAGAACAGAUGGUACGUGGCUGCUACGGUGGCAGACUGCCUCCACUCCGCUCAGGUGCAGAGAUCACCAACAAAAAUCUGCGGCCCUGGCAACCCAGCUCCAAGGUGGCUAUUGUUGGGUACGACUUACCUGUCAAUGCAUCAAAGGAGUCUGGCAUGUCACAGGACAAGUGCCUGAAAAUGAUCAUACCUGAAGUGCAAUAUACGAAGCAACUGCUGCACUUGCAGAUGCUGCACUACAGGAACAAGUACUUUUUAAAUACAAUGAAGAAUAAUAUGAAGACACCCACUCGCCAGCAAAAUCAACCCUCUGGGUCUAUUUUAGGUCAUCCUGCCACACUGGGGAAGAUCCCCAGAGCAUCUGCACGGUUCUUCCACUAGAAACCUCAUCUUCAGCCACGCAGUUAACCCCAUCGUUUUCUUCUUUUAUCUUGUGACCCAGACUGCAGGGAAAGAUCUGUGAAGAACAGUGAAAGUCCAAGAUUAUACCAGCCAUCUAAAACUCCCUCCUCAGGACCUGUUUACCUGUGCCAUUUCUCUGUAUGGUUUCCUCUAAUGAGGACUUUGCUAGCCGUGAAGCUCAUAAAGACCAGAGUACAUGUACGUGUGAUGCUUUUUGUUAGCUGUAGAAUGUGACUGUAUAAAUACGGCACUCUCUCGUGUAAACAUGCACACACAUGCAUAUAUGGUACAAACUUACAAACAUCUGCAAGCACAGAGCUGAAGACAUAAUUUUCAUUUCCCAGGUCACUUGAGGGAAGGGGUGUUUAUCCGUAGGUUUACCUUGUGCAUUAGCAGUAAUAUGGCUUCAGGAUAACAUCUGGAGUAGGCACGAGAGGUAUUUAAAAAAAACAAAACUCCUGCACUAUUAAAGGGACAGUUUAGCAAAUUUAGCGGUGGAGGUUUCUCAUCCAUGUUUCCUGCUAAGCUACACCCUAGGACAUAGACAUAUCUGCUGUCCAGGCUGUAAUGCCUAAACACUUGUGAUAGAAGUGCUGCAUAAUGAACUGACAGGCUUCCUUGUCCUAAUUAGUUGGAUGUUGUGGUCUAUGUCUUUUGUCUUUUUUUUUUCUCCAGUGUAAAGAAUCUAGGGCAUCACAGAACCCGUGUUUUUCCUGAAUACAUUAUUCAAUUACAUACAAUGGAAGCAUUCUGACUUGGAUUUCACUGACUGGACCUUUUAGAAAGGGGAGUCAAAAAGCAACCCUCGCAUAGGUUGAAAAUCAUGUAACUGUUUUAUUAUUUAAGCUUCCGGGGACGCUGCUUGGGUUGCAGUCUUUCUGCAGGCUGAUCGGCUCAGAGCAGAGCAGUGGAUGGCAGAAAGCAUUAAUGAGGGACAGGGGAAAAAAAGUUAAGACAGAUGAGAAAAUGGACUGUCAUGCUACUGGGAAAGCCUCGCUGGUUUCGGGAAGCAAUUUGCAGUAACACGGUGACCUUGAAACUUUCCUCAUGACAGGUAGUACAGCGUAAUAGGCACUGUGCUUGCAUACUGCUGUAAGAUUACAUACAGCGGCUGAGAGUCUCAUCGAUAAAGCUGUCCUCUGGGCAAAUGUACGGGACGUAAGUUAUCAUUUAUAUUUAAUUCUCAAGCUGUACGAAUUGCUUUAACAUUUUUGUUAUAAUGCCGGUAUGUGAUUCGAAUGCGUUCAGGUUUUUUUUGCUUGUUUUUUUGACAACAGGUAUUUAAUGAGUGUUUCAUCUGUGUACCACUGGAAAAACCAUUUGUGUGUAUGCGAGUGUGUGUGUGUGUGUGUGUACCCAAAAAGUGUCAUUUUGCAUUGCAACAAUAAUUAUUUUUCGAAGUCAUCCAUUGUCUUUCACUGUACUUGAGACCCAUCAUCCAUUAUUAUUAUUAUUAUUAUUAUUAUUAUAAUUAUUAUUAUUAUAUACUAAGCAGUAUCUGCAGAGCCAAGCUGCGGCUAUGUCUAGACUUGAUUCCUAUUUAUUAUGCUGCCAACAGCAAGCUUUCCCAGCAUUCCAGCUUCACCAUCAGCCUUUUAGUUUCUACUUUGAUUUAAGCCUCCGAUAACUAAUAGACCUUGAAUCAAAUAUCUUGUACGUCGUGUAUGCAAAUGGAGCGCGUCCCAUGACAAAUGAGCUGCGUGUCUCACAUGAUAACUCCAUUAGAAAUUUUCCACAGGUGUGUGAAGAUGCUGCUGUUAAAAAAAAUUUGGAGCAGCGUGAGCUGUUAGAGAGGGACUCCAUAACCCAGAGCUUAGUCAAAAAUAGACUAGACAGUGAGAACAAUUGAUGACGGAUACAUACCAGUUAUUCUGAUACAUGGACACACACCCACACCCAUGUCUUUCAUCUCCACUUUCAUUUGGGUUAAAAGUAUUGACAUUCAGGCAAGAUUCCUGUCUCUCUCUGUGAUUCAUACAAGGCGUUACUGAUAAACACCUGUUUAUCUCACUCACACAAAUACACAAACACAGCAACCAGUUCACACUUCAUUUUCACACUCGGAACUUAUAUUAUCCGUCUCACACUGAGUUGGAUAGAGAGAGAGAGAGAGAGAGAGAGAGAAGAUAAACCAGGGCUCAGAUACAACUUGAAACAUAACAGAGGGAUCAACAAGAUCUUAUCAUCUUAAUAAGUGCUCUUGUAUUAUGAAUUAUUACAUACAUGCAUAGAUUUUUCUUUUUCUUUUUUUUUGGAGUAAUAUAGUGUUUUAAACAGACACCCAUGAUCAGCUGCUCAAGCUAUAAGAUGACACCUGCUUUCUUUAAUUCAUGAAAUCUUUUGAAUUGAUUGAAAAAACCUCAGUGAAAUCGUACUGUACAGGGACGGUGGGUGUUGGCAUUUCAUCCUGCUGCUUUAGGAUAUUCAGAAACGGUUCUCAGAUCUCAAAAGGGUUCUUUCUAUUCUGUGCUAUAGUGCAUCCUAUCAGAGGGACGUUAAAAAAUGAGACGCGACUGUGUCGUGCGUAAAAGGGUUUUUUUUUUUUUAAAGGACACUGGAUUUGUUCUGAAUUCAUUUUCAUUCUUCAUGAUUAUUUUGACCAGGAGCUUUAAACAAGAUGCUUCUGACAAUCAGAUUUAACGAUUAUGCGUUGAUAUUGUAAAGAGAAUAAAGUCGAAAUCUAAUUGAAA
Messenger RNA from Hemibagrus wyckioides, 4353 nucleotides. It is a transcript of the gene gal3st3, whose product is annotated as galactose-3-O-sulfotransferase 3. The transcript is spliced from 4 exons. NCBI's taxonomy places the organism in Eukaryota, Metazoa, Chordata, Actinopteri, Siluriformes, Bagridae. Gene Ontology annotation, cellular component: membrane. The record is from RefSeq and is a predicted model, not a curated record. Bases 326 to 1642 code for a protein of 438 amino acids. Gene Ontology annotation, molecular function: galactosylceramide sulfotransferase activity. Gene Ontology annotation, biological process: glycolipid biosynthetic process.